Messenger RNA from Jaculus jaculus (lesser Egyptian jerboa), 2886 nucleotides. It is a transcript of the gene Heatr4, whose product is annotated as HEAT repeat containing 4. The transcript is spliced from 15 exons. NCBI's taxonomy places the organism in Eukaryota, Metazoa, Chordata, Mammalia, Rodentia, Dipodidae. The coding region runs from base 1 to 2886 and encodes 961 amino acids. The record is from RefSeq and is a predicted model, not a curated record. Gene Ontology annotation, molecular function: oxidoreductase activity.
AUGAUGGAAGGGCAUUUGCUGGGGAACAAGACGAGGACCCCUAAGAAAACGACCUUUGCCUCCCAUGACUGCCCUCCCGCACUGCCCCCUCGGCUAUGGUGGGGCCUGAAUUACUUCUCAAAACCCAAGGACCGGGAGGUGGGUGCUUCCAUCUCCAGAGUGCCUCCCGUCUUCCACUUUAACCCAAAGCACUUGGAGCGCCUCAAGGACCAGUACCUGAAAAACGCUGCAGCCAGCCUGUCCUUCUCUCAGGAGGUGGGCUGGCAGAGGGGGCUGCCCAGCAUGCCCUACAACCAGUACAACUUUGACCACCUGUACUGCGCCGAGGGCAUCAUGCCGCCGCCUCCCCGGCUCAGGGAGCCCCGCGCUCAGAAGCCCCGGGGCCCAAAGCCUUUCUCGGGUCUCUUAGUGGAAGACGUCAGCCAGGCUGCAAAGCGAGCAAGCCCGGCCAAGUGGCUCAAGAAACCCAAGCCCGAGAGCAAGCGCCGCAAAUCGGUGCGCAUCUGCAUCAGGCGCCAGGAUAGGAAAGCAGACGUCCUGGACGUCCCGCCCUCGCCCGACGAGAGCCUGGAGGAGAGGGAGACCUGGCUCCCCGCGGCGGAGAAGGAGGCGCGGGCCUGGGAGGCCAUGGUGCUGGAGAAGCUGGACCGGCGCACGGCCCGCUGGAUCCAGAGAAAGCACCCCGGGAAGACGCCCCUGUCGCCCAACAAGUGGCAGAACUUCCUGCGCCAGCAGUACGACUGGAGCCACAUCCGGGACGAGCUCACCUCGGCCAGCGACCUGGAGCUGCUGAAGCAGCUGGAGGCCGAGGAGCAGGCCGAGCUCGCGGGGCCCAGCGUCACCCCGCGCCCGGAGGAGACCAAGAGGCCCGAGCUGCUGCUUCCCGUUUACUAUAGGUUACCUGGUUACUCCCCACAACAAGCACACGCAGUAGAAAGCGUACCUGGCAACAAUAUGACAGCCGAGGAUAUCUGCGAGGAGAGAAGCAUCGUCCAGCCACCGAAGCGGAGCUGCUUCCGACGAGUGAACUCCCGAGCCGGCGAGUUUGCAUACGCCACGGACAACGCCUUUGAGCAGGAGAUUUACUUUGAUAAAGUCAAGAUCAUCCACAAGAUUGGCGCGAGGAGGGACCAGAUUUUCCUGGAAAAUCUCAAUCAGUACAAAAAGCACCUAUCUAAGGUCUUCCCUGAAACUGCAGAAAAGUGGAGCUCUCAGCCUGUUCCUGAAGCACCUUGUAGGCCCAAGAAAGGAGCCCUGCGCUGGACUGCCCUGCCCAGCCCAGUCAAGAAUCUGCUGCUGCAGAUAUGUGAGGAAGACGUGCCCAUCAAGACCAGGAGAGUGAAGAAGCAGGCGCAAGUCCCGAAGGAGGACGACGUGACUUGGGAGCUGGUGGUUCUGCGCAGGAUGCUGCAGGAGUGGAAGACGGCCUGGGCCCUCAUCAUCGAAUGGCACCACGAGACAGUGGAGAAUCUCAUGCGGGGAUUAGUAAGCAUGUAUGACGACAUUCGGGUCCAAGCCAUCGUCACAUGUGCCACGGCUGCUUUAGAACGGCCCCGGAUUGCCACUAGCCAGGAGGACUCAGAGCCAUUAAUUCAGGAUUUGCCAGAGGCUCUACUUCCCGCUCUGGAGGCUGCGCUAUAUGACAAGAAUGCCAAUGUGAGGAUGGCAGCUGCAGUAUGCCAAUAUGCCAUACAGUCACAUAAUCCCAUUGCCCAGGACAUCAUGCAGACUGCCCUCGUGAAGGGUAACAAUGUGGAUAGCUGGACUGCGGCUCAGUGCCUGGCUCUGGAAGGUGUUGCAACCUACCCGGUGAUUAAGAGGAUCCUCCACCAGCUGUUUAACAAGUACAGCAAGGCCACUGAGGACCAGUGCUGUGCUCUCCUGAGCCAUAUCAGCAGAAAGACGACCCUGAUACACACAAUGCUUGCUGUGGAGCUGAACAGCCGCCAGUUCAAGGACCGGAUUGUGGCCUGUAGGGCUUUCUCCCGGAUCAGCGGACAUACCUGCAUUGAUAUGAAACGUAAGUUGAUCCAGCUGAUGUGGAAUGACUGGAAUAAGGAAGUGAGGCAAGCAGCCGCCCUCGCGCUGGGGCAGAUGAACCUCGGGAAAGAGGUGCACGACAUCAUCAGGAUUAAGUUGGGUCAAGGAAAUUCCCAGGAGCGUGUCCAGGCCCUCUCCCUGAUUCGUGGGCUCAAGCUCAUGUCCGCCAAGCUUCUCCCAAGCUUCCUGCAGUGCUUUUCUGAUAACUUCAUAGCAGUCCGGCAGGCAGCCUGUUUGGCAGCAGGUGCCCUACAGAUCCGUAACAAGAUGGUGUUUGAAUGUCUUCUGAAUCUGAUGCACAGAGAUCCUUACUGGAAAAUCAAGGCUUUUGCCAUCCAAGCUUUGGGACAAAUUGGACAAGUGAGUCCCCAGCUGACAGAUCUCCUGCUGUGGGCUAUCCACUAUGAAGAUUCACCAGGUGUCCGCCUGGAGGCUUGCCGUAGCAUCCUGGCCCUCAAACUUGAAGGGAACCAGGUCAGGGACACCUUCCUAAAUGUGCUGCUCCUGGAGGACCACGAGGCCGUUCUGAAAGAAAUGUACGAGGCAAUGAAGAUACUCAACUUGGAAAAUGAAGGAAGCCAAGAAAUGCUUCAGGAGAUCAAGAACAGGGUUCAAGCACUAAGCCAAAAGGACUUGCUGGCACAGAAAAUAAUCAGUAUAGAGGUGGCCGUUCGGCGCAUGAAGGAAGAAGCUAAUCGUGUGUACUCAGAACCCAGUGAGGAGCGACCUCCACUGGACCUUUACACUUUUCUCCAUAAAACCUUUCAGAAUCAAGCAGUUCUUCCUGGACCACCAGAGUUUGACAUCGAAGCGGCCAUAAAGGUAAGUGUGACCGUAUUACAGUGA